Hibiscus syriacus is the source of this 453-nucleotide messenger RNA. RefSeq lists its product as uncharacterized. NCBI's taxonomy places the organism in Eukaryota, Viridiplantae, Streptophyta, Magnoliopsida, Malvales, Malvaceae. The record is from RefSeq and is a predicted model, not a curated record. Bases 1 to 453 code for a protein of 150 amino acids. The transcript has a single exon.
AUGGCCAUUUUGGAUAGGCUUCCCACCCGGGUUAGACUGAUGCGAAUGGGACUAGUAAUAGAGAAUGAUCGAUGUAUCUUCUGUGAUUUGGUGCCUGAGACUAGAAAUCACAUUUUCUUUGAAUGUGAUUAUGCUAAAAGCCUGUGGAAGGCCAUCCUUCUGCUCUGUGGAGUUAACCGAAGAAUAAGCCACUGGGAAGGCGAGCUUUCAUGGGCUGCUCACUGCCUUAAAGGAAAGUCCCUUCUCACAAGAGUGUUUAAGCUUGCUUUGACAAGCUAUGUGUAUGUCAUAUGGAGAGAAAGGAACAAAAGACUGUAUGGUGGAUUGCUUAGGCCGAUGAGUGAUAUCUUGCUGAGCAUUAAAACUGAUAUCCAGAUUCGACUCGAUGGUUGGCCAAUUAACAGAAGUGACUCUAGGAACAUUGCCCUUUGUGUUAGCUGGGGUAUUUCAUAA